Elaeis guineensis (African oil palm) is the source of this 1561-nucleotide messenger RNA. RefSeq lists its product as uncharacterized. NCBI's taxonomy places the organism in Eukaryota, Viridiplantae, Streptophyta, Magnoliopsida, Arecales, Arecaceae. The record is from RefSeq and is a predicted model, not a curated record.
GUAAUUCAGGAGCCUUCAAGUAAUUUUGGGUCUUAUCAGGGACCUGUAAACAAUCCUUAUCGAUUCCAUGACACCUCCAAGUCCCACCCUCUCGUCUUCUCCUUCGUUGUCUUCUUUUCGACUUCAUGGCGACCACCGCUUUCUCCAACUCCGGAGCCAUCUCAAGCUAUUCUUUGCCUCCCCAAAUCCCUAACCUUAAUUUUUACCCCACAAACCCCCGGUUCAAUUGGUCCUCCAAAUCUCCGAGCUCCGGCCGUUCCGCAAUAAUCCGCCGUCUGAGGAGGUACUGCUCUCCGGUGCCGAAUCCUUCGUGCUCUUUGGAUCUCCCGCUCCUUCCUUUUGAAUUGGAUGAGGUUUUAAUCCCGUCUGAGUUCAAGACAUUGCAUUUAUAUGAAGCAAGGUUUCUAGCAUUGCUGGAGGAGUCAUUACAAAGAAGGAAGAAGCUUUUUGUUCACUUUGUGCUAGAUCCAUUUUUUACAAGUAGAUCUUCAGCUGGAGCGUCCUUUGCUGCUAGAUAUGGUUGUCUGGUCCUCAUAGAGAGUAUUAAACAAUUGGAGAUUGGAGCAUUGGUUUCUAUUAGGGGCAUUGGCCGGGUUCGCAUUGUGGAACUGAUGCAGAUGGAGCCAUACCUGAGAGGAGUGAUUUUACCAAUACUAGAUGAUGUCUCUGGUCAAAAGAGUGAAAUAGACUCAAAACUUUUGGAGUUGAGAAAGUCUAUCCAUAAUCUACAUAGUUUGCAAAUCAAACUGAAGGUAGCAUCCAAAAAUGAGCUGUUACAAACUCGUAUAAAGAAUUCUCUGGCAUGGGCUGAAAGAGAAGUUUAUGAAGAUUGUGAUCAAGCUUUUAUUCCAAAUCUAGCUGAGCGUUUAUCUUUCGCAGCACUCCAAACUGUUUCAGGAAUGUCAGAUUCAGAAUUACUAGCUCUGCAAAGUGAAAAGCUACGAGCAAUGGAUUCAAGAGACACUGUAGAAAGGUUGCGCAAUGGAAUUAAGUUCACUAAACAGAACAUUAACAUGGUUGCAGCCAAGCUUGCUAUUCAAUCUUUGGGAAUCUAGUGUUGAUUAUGCAGGAUCUCUUCAGCCAGUUAAACAAGUACCAAGUGAUCAAAUUUCCAGCCAAAAAGAAGGACCAAGUCUUAUGCUACAUGCUCCCUUGUCAGGCUGCUACUUGGUUUACCUGCCUAGUCCUUUGGCAUUUUUAGGCUAGAAGCAAAGUGAAGAUUAUCAUUAGGUGCAAAACCUUUGCCUGAUGCAUUCCUAGAAAAGCAAGUUAAUGUGGGAGAUUUGGAGUGGUUUGUUUUGUUAUUCUGUACUUUUUGAUAAAAAAAUAUUUUUGAGCAUACCCAAUGGUUGUUCAUUGACUUGAUUCUUAGAUAUGGUUCAACACAUUGCUUGCAAUCAUGGUUGUGUUGAGAUUGAGCAGUAGGUUUGAUGUCCUGUUGUCCUUGAUUGACAAAUCUCUUCCCACCUGCAGGAAUGUUUUUAGUCAGGCAACUAGGAGCAAACAAUUUCCAGUUGAAAAAUGGGAAUACUUUUGAUAAUUUAUGUACAAACUUUGAUUU